GGUGGUCACGGCCGAGGUGAGGAGGCUGGAGCGCACCCCGGUGCCGGCGCCGGCUCGGCUGGUGCAGCACGCGCCGAGGGCUCCCGUGGUGCUGACGGAGGCGAGGCGGCCGGACGUGGGGCGGCCGGAGGCCGCGUGCGUGGACGAGAGGGCGGACGACUUCAUCCACAAGUUCUGACAGCAGCUGCAGCUGCCGGCCGCGAGGAAGCCGGCGAGCAAGACGGGCAACGAGGCGGAGAAGGCGGCCAGGGCGAAGGUGGCGACCAAGAAGGCGGUCACGGUCGAGGUGAGGAUGCUGGAGCGCGCCCCGGUGCCGGCGCCGGCUCGGCUGGUGCAGCACGCGCCGAGCGCUCCCGCGGUGCUGACGGAGGUGUCUCUGCACGCUGGCCGCCGCAUCUCUGCCCGCUGGCCGCCGCCGCCGCAUCUCUGCCCGCUGGCCAGCCAUGUCUCCUUCCAAUCCGGGGAAGGAAUUCAGGGACCUGGUGCUCAGGAGCAGCGAGCUCGCCACGCUCGCCGCCAUCUUCCACUUCAGGGGCACCAAGCCGAGCUACCUUGGUGUGGAGAAGAGCUCAUGUACAAGUAUUUAUUAGGGAGAGAUUUGCUGAGAUAUCACAUAAAUUCCCACUUACAGAUCAAUCAAGUUGUGUUCUUCUGCCGUCUCAUGGAAGGGACUUCAUCUAAAGCUAUUGUAAUUCUUGCAACUGGAGACUGUCUUGGAGUUGCACUAGGAGAGCCAAAAGCUAUACCAUGGACACAAUUUUCUCCCAUAAGAUGUGGAGCUGAUAACUGGGCGCAUUUCGAUGUUCGCCCAAAGGACAUUGGCCUGUGGCCUAAAAAUCUGGGUUGGGUUAUUGGACCUAUACAAUUAUUGUCAUGCUUUUUAAAUGAUAAAGGGCCUUCUUUAACUAAAUUGAUUAGAUAGAAAUAUAUAAUGCAAAGGGACACGAGUUUGACCCAGAGUAUGAUAAUGAUGCUGAGCAAACCCUCACAGAGAUGGAAUUUAAAGAAACUAUUUUGGAAAGUCAACUCAAGGUACGUGCAUUGUUGGAUUUAAUUGUCAAUGUUUGUAAACAACAAUGAUGAAAUAGUUUGUUUGUAGAAAAUGAAUAUUUUGCAGUAACAUACAUUUAUUUUACGCCUCUAUUUUUUAGAGGAUCAUCAUGGAAGCACCUUAUUUUUUGCUCCUAUUAAGUAAUAUUAGGAUGAAAGGGGAUCCAUGUUCCUAUUAAGUAAUAUUAAGCAUAGCUCGAAUGACAAAUUUUUACUGCAGACUUUCUAUUACGUUGGACAAAUUUUUGCUCAAUUUUUCUGAAUCUUCACCUCGGAUCUCUGUCCUUUAAGAUUAGCUUAAAUGACAAAUUAGCUGCAACCUUUCUCUGUAAGUUCAGAACUGGAUAUAAUAAAUGGUGUGUGAUGGCACUGGGGUAGGUUCUGCCCGUUGCAACGCACGGGCAUUUGUACUAGUAGCUAUAAAAUUAAAUAG
Messenger RNA from Hordeum vulgare subsp. vulgare (domesticated barley), 1483 nucleotides. RefSeq lists its product as uncharacterized. The transcript has 5 exons. The coding region runs from base 293 to 922 and encodes 209 amino acids. The record is from RefSeq and is a predicted model, not a curated record. Lineage: Eukaryota; Viridiplantae; Streptophyta; Magnoliopsida; Poales; Poaceae.